AAGCAGCCAUUUCUAAGUUGUUUUAAAUAAUUAUAAAACUGUAAAAAAUGGGGAAAAAGAAUCGAGCAAAGCAAUCUGGAAAGCCUGGUGGGGCAAUGUUAAGGCAUAAAAAAGAACUGGUAAAGAUGGCUGCUGAUUUGUUCAAGUUAUGUGUUAUGUCACCUUCUACACAAGAUGAAUGGGAAUACUACUUGAAAGUUCACACAGCUGUCGAGAAUUUCAGUCAGAAGCAAAAAAAUGUGAGUGAUCCACCAGUUGUGCAACCAAUUGAUCGAACAACUGCCAUUCCUAAGUUUAAAUCAUGGCUUAAGGAGCAUGGGGUGGAAUAUUCUGCUAUUGAUAUUCAGGAGGUGUCGGAAGAAGAAGGUUUUGGUGUAAUUGCACUUCAAGAUAUUGAGAUAAAAUGUCCGCUUGUGACGAUACCAAGAAAAGCAAUGAUGACGUAUGAGGAUGCCAAAUCAUCAUAUCUUGCUGGUUUGAUUGAAGGAAAUGAGGUGUUGUCGGUCAUGCCUAAUGUAUGUCUUGCACUUUAUCUUCACUGUGAGAGGUUUACACUAAAUUCCAAGUAUCAACCAUAUAUUGACAUGAUACCUCAGGAGUUCAACACAAUCCUAUAUUUUAAACCUCACGAGAUGAAAUAUCUGAAAGGAACAGCUGCUUUAUCUGUGGCAAUAAACCAGUUCAAAUCAAUUGUUCGUCAAUUUGCAUUGCUGUACCAAGUCUUUAAUGGUUCGCACCAGAAAGAAGAUGUGGAAAAGUUACCCCUGCAAGCGAGAAAUGCUUUUACUUUUGACACGUAUCGCUGGUGUGCCUCCGCUGUUACUACAAGACAGAAUAAAAUACCAACACAUGUUGGUGAUGUACUCGGAGAUUUGGAUGAAAAUUCAACAUUGGCUUUGAUUCCAAUGUGGGACAUGUUCAACCAUGCAAUAGGACCUUUAAGCACGGCAUACAAUGCACUUACAAGAGGAAUAGAAUGCCUGGCAAUGCAGGAUUUUAAAACAGGAGAGCAAGUUAAGAUAUGUUAUGGGGCAAGAACUAACUCAGACUUAUUGAUUCAUAAUGGUUUUGUUAUGAAAGAAAGUCCAUUUGACAAGGUUCGAAUUCACUUAGGUGUAAGUCAAAAAGAUCCUCUAUAUUCACUGAAAGCCAAACUGCUUGAAAAACUUAAUGUUGAAGUCAGCGGUCAGUUCGCUGUCUGUUCGAUGGACAACAGUCUUCCCACUUCACCACAAUUGCUUGUGUUUUUAAGGGUGUUUCAUAUGAAUGAAGAGGAGCUUAGGAGUUGGUUGGAGAAACAGAAAAAUGAGUUAUCAUCGCUAAGGGAAAUCUACAUCAGUGGAGAAGUGAAGUUCAAAAGUGACGUGAAAGUUUGGGAAUUCCUCGAAAACAGAGUCAAACUUUUACUGAUGGGUUUCAAAAAGAUUGGAGAUAAUAUUGAAGAAAUGAUGGAGGAUAAAUCACUCACCCAUCGGAGCAAACUUGCUCUUCAGUUCCGCAUUGAAGAACACAGGAUCUUAUCUGCGUGCGUCAACUUUUGCCGGCAGAUUCGAAAUGCUUUAGAGAAUCGCAGCAGUGGGGAACUUAUGGAGGACUCGGUCGUUAUGUACACAAACAAAAACCCAUCACAACUAGAGGAAGAAAAAGAUUCAACAACGUUAGAGAGCGAGGGGCAAGACGGUGCGAAGGGCUUGAACGUAGAUAUCAAUAAAAUUGACAUUAACGCAAAUAAUUCGGUAGAAGAAAUUUCACACGAUCCCGAUACAUGGGUGUAUGACUGAUGUGUAGUGUAUUCCGAUCUUGUUUAGCAUCGCAUGGUCUGUUACCGGCCGCUUAUGAAGUGAAUGAAUAUGCCAUAAAUUGUUAAUUUACAAGGAGAUAGUGUUUGAUCGUGUACGUCACAUUGCCGUAUUCUGUAUCGUGUUUUUAGUAAUUUAAAUGCAGUUCUUUAUUUUAAAGAUAAAAAUAAAUUACAUCGAGGAUAAACAACAACUGUGUUUCGUUUAUUAUUGACGAGUAUUUUGUUGAUAAAAAUAAUAAAAUCGUUUUAU
Molecule: messenger RNA, 2051 nt
Organism: Ciona intestinalis (vase tunicate)
Lineage: Eukaryota; Metazoa; Chordata; Ascidiacea; Phlebobranchia; Cionidae
Source: RefSeq, a predicted model, not a curated record